This is a messenger RNA of Oryza sativa Japonica Group (Japanese rice), 3591 nucleotides long. The record is from RefSeq and is a predicted model, not a curated record. NCBI's taxonomy places the organism in Eukaryota, Viridiplantae, Streptophyta, Magnoliopsida, Poales, Poaceae.
AUUUACUAUGAGAUACUUCACUUUUUAAUGACUAUUGGAGUCACGUCAGUAUGUUAAUAGUGAUAUAGAUAUGCUAACAUGUCCAAUUUUACUUGAUAUUCCCAACACAAUAGCUUUGUUUCUUGACUGAGAUUUAUUUGUCUCCUCUUUCUACUGCAGUCAAAAGUUUGCAGAUAAAUUCAUAUUUCGUAAUCGAUCAGCAAUCCUGGACAGUGUUUCAAGGGACAUGUGGACUCGGCUGCAGUAUAUCUAUUUGUUUAAUCUUUAGUUGCAUAUAAAAUCCUUUUGAGAUUUAUUUAUUUUAACCCACAGAAAAAGGAGAUUUAUUUAUUUUAAGAUAUGUCCCUUUAUUGUUCAACUGCAACUGAUUUGGUAGUCCAUACAUAACAAGAUGUAACAGAUGUGCCAUUAAGAAUUAUCUGAGUCCGUUCUAUCAAAUGUAAAGUAAGGUGACUUGCCCUUCCCAGUAUUACCUUAUUACUGUUAUUUGCCUUCUUUUAUUGAUAAAAAGGUCAUGUGAAUCAUGGAGUGGAAUAUUAAAAAGCCACUGCAUAUAGCAUUGCUUUAUCUGGAUGAGUUAUCAUCAAGCAUCAUCAUCAUCCUGUUAUUUCUAAUCAGCGUUGCACAUCUAUUUUAUCAAGCUCCUCUGUUACUUUCUAGCUACAUGAAGUGGAGUUAGUAAUAUAUUGCUCUAUGAAGUGAAAGUUUCUUUUUGCUCAAAAAACUACUCCUAUAAUACAAUGCCUAAAUAUGCCAAUUUUCUACCACUACUGAAUCUGAAGUUCAACUGAUGUGCUUCAUUUCCAUGUUAGCCUUUAUAUGGUUAGCCCACCAGUAUUAAGAUUAACAAAUUGCUUGUUAUAUUUGUGAGAACUGAAACCGCUUCUUUUGAAAUGGGCUCUAAUUGUUGAAGUCUAUUUUUUUUCAUGGUUUGAGAUGAAUUCUUAAAUGACCAGGAAACAAAAUAUUGAUAUCUUUGGAAUUACUUGCUUUGAUUUUUAAAUACAAUUUGUCUUGUAACUUUAUUUGUUUUUUGUUAGUGUUGAACGAUUGCAAACAAAUGGUGCAUCACAAGUUGCUGGUCAGGUUCCUCAGGAGUAUAACUUUGUCAUGUUUCUGAAAUUGUAUCAGGAUUAGCUAUGAAUUGGUCUUUGCUCUUGUGAUUAUUGUAGAGUUACACUUCAAGCUCGUGGAUGCCGCUGGCCCAUAUUCUGUGAUUAACAACAUGAUUAAAAAAAUUACGGUUACUUCGAUUAUGUACUGCUGCUUGAACUUCAUUUACUAUAGGUUUACAGGUACCUAUUUACAGGUACCUGUGGAUUGAGAGGGUCACUGGGUCAUCUUUUGAAGUUGGUUUGGAUGACCUGAAGCUAUCAGGACAGUAACUGGGGAGGACAGUGGGACAGCGGCGGGGGUGCAGGCAGUUCGUGGCGGCGCGAUGGCAAUGGCGGAGGCCGCUCGGGCAUCGAGGAUAGCGGUGGAUUGUGUUGGGCGAGGGUAGUAGGACGACAGAGGGGCGGAGGCAGCUCGGGGUGGCGGGCAGUAGCGGAGGCCGCUUGGGGCGCCGAGGACAGCAGUAGAUGGCGGCAAGCAAGGGCGGGGUACGGAGGCAGCUCAGGGUGGGCAAGAUGGUGGCGGGAGGUGGCGAAGGCUGCUCGGGGCGGGCAGAUGGCGGCGGGGUGGCGGCGUGGCUGAGGCAACAAUGGGGCGGCAUGUGAGCGCCGUCGGGAUGGUGCAGCACUGCCGGCACAUGCCUCAUCCUCGUCGUCGGCAUCCGUGCGUGCGAGAGAGAGGUUUGAGAGGGGAGAGAGAGAGGAGAGAGAUCUGAUGGGUGGGCCCCAUCGAUUAGUUGAUAAAAGAAUUGUUGACUGAACUACCACGUAGGACCAAAACCGCUCUCAAAGCUAUUUAAGGGAGUUUUCAUCCUGUAUUGAUAGUUGAAGGUGAAAGAUAUCUUAUUUUUGAGUUCAAGGGGUAAUUCGUAAUCACAUAAUAACUUAGGGGCGUAAUUCGGGUAUGGACCAGUGAAGUGAAGUCACUCGCGGAGAUGCAAGUAUUAUAGGAGUAGAAGCAAAGCUCCAUCGCUCUGCAGCUAACCACGAGCAACACAAACCACACCUGUUCUGCGGCGAGACAAUGGCGUCGCAACCGGCCGCUCACGCCGCUGGCCUCCGCGUCCUCCGCACGACGCGCGUCGCGCCGGCGCCGCCCGCCGGCGAGCCCGCGCUGCCCGAGCGAGCCCUGCCUCUCAUGUUCAUGGACGCGAUGUGGCUCCGCGCCCAGCCCGUCGAGCGCGUCUUCUUCUACCGACUCGGCCCCGGCGACGACGACGACGACGGUGGUGUCGACGCCGUGCUGUCCCGGAUGGAGGAGUCGCUGCCCCGGGCUAUCCACGCCUUCUACCCGCUCGCCAGCCGCAUCCGCCCCACGCCCAGCGAGACCAACCGGUACGAGCUCCUCUACCAGCUCGGCGACGGCGUGGCGUUCACCGUCGCCGAGCACGACGGCGUCGGCGUCGACGAGCUCGCCACGGACGAGCCGAGGGAGCUCGCCAAGAUCGCGCCGCUCGUCCCGGAGCUUCCCGAGGGCGGCGCGGUGCUCGCGCUGCAGGUGACCGUGCUGCCGCCCAAGCGCCGCGGCCUCGCUCUCGGCGUCAUCGUCCACCACUCCGCCUGCGACGGGGUGGGCUCGACGCACUUCCUCCACACCUGGGCCGCAGCCUGCGCCGGCGACCGGAAGCUCCCGGAGCUGCCCGUAAUCGACCGCACGCUCAUCCGCGACGUACCGGACAGGCAUGACGAGUUCGCCGCACAUGAGGAGCUCGCCGACGCCGCGGGCGGCGUCUUCACGGCCUGCGCCGCGGUGGCCGUCGCCAUUGACGAGGCGGUGCGCGGCGAGCCCGCGUACUGGGAAGGGUGGACGGAGCGCGUCAUGGAGGCGUGCAGGGACGACGCGCCGUUCUCGGUGGCCGGGUCGACGAGGUUCCGCGUGUACGACGUCGACUUCGGGUUCGGGAGGCCGGCGAAGGUGGAGAUCGUGUCCGUGGCGAAGACCGGCGCGGUGUCGGCGGCGGAGGACCGGUCCGGCGCCGGCGGCAUCGAGGUGGGCAUAGCUCUGCCGCCGGAGAGCAUGGACACGUUCCGGAGGUGCCUCGCCGACGCCACUGCUUGGCUUUCCUCGUCUUCCCAAUGCAACUAGCGUGGGAACUGCCGUACGUACUCCUCGGAGAUUUCUUCAGAGAUUCGGUUUUCAAGUCUAUUUGCUGGCUUAUACUCUCUCUGUGCAAAAAAUAAAAAAUCAAAAAUCAAAACCAGCGAUGAAUGACAUAGGCCUUGUUUAGUUCCAAAGUUUUUUUCUAAACUUUCAACUUUUCCCAUCACAUCAAUCUGUUCUACACACACAAACUUUCAAUUACAUCGUUCUAAUUUUCAACCAAACUUCCAAUUUCGGCGCGAACUAAACACAGCCAUAUGUGUGUUCAGAUUCAUCUUUAGGGUUUGAUUCCUUUUAGAAAUUUAUAAUUUAAUUUUGGUGAUUGUAUUUUUAUCUCUACUACUUUUAAACUGCUAGUAAUAAUUAUUUACCUAUAAA